Ogataea angusta is the source of this 1737-nucleotide messenger RNA. RefSeq lists its product as uncharacterized. Gene Ontology annotation, biological process: mannan biosynthetic process. Gene Ontology annotation, molecular function: alpha-1,2-mannosyltransferase activity. The record is from RefSeq and is a predicted model, not a curated record. The transcript has a single exon. NCBI's taxonomy places the organism in Eukaryota, Fungi, Ascomycota, Pichiomycetes, Pichiales, Pichiaceae. Gene Ontology annotation, cellular component: Golgi apparatus. Bases 1 to 1737 code for a protein of 578 amino acids.
AUGGGCUCUUUCAAUAAGAACUACCGGUACUUCAAGACCCGUGCGCUCGCGUACUACUAUCGGUAUCCCGCACGGGUGCUGCUGCUGGCCGUCGGCGUCGUGUCGCUUUUCCUCUUUCUGUUCGGCUCCACUUCUCCCCAGAUCCAGCAAAAGAUCAUUCCCUCUAAUUACACCUCAUGGCUGAACAAUUUGUCGCAAAAUAAAAAAGCCACUCCGAACGUGGAUCCACAGCAGGAGCUCUUGGACCGCGAGCUGGCCAAGACCAGCAAGUUCAGAGAGAUAUUCAAGCUCAUCGAGCAAAACAAGCCGCCGGUCAAGCUGGAUCCGUUUGAGUACGACGAGUCCGGCCUCGACGAGGACAGCGUGCUCACCUCCAGGAGGCUUUCUGCGAUAGGCAGCUUUUCGCACGAGUUUGUGUCGGGCGUGAAGAACGCGCACCAGAACUUUGUCAAGCUUUUGCCGGAGUACGACGAGGUGUUGCGGUACAGGGGCAACGGCGUGAUCAUUCUGGGCGGCGGCGAUCUCUCGUGGCUGGCGCUGCUGUGCACGAGAAUGUUCAGACGGAUGGGCGGGUCGUUGCCUGUUGAGGUGAUGCUUCCGCGGAUGUCGGACUAUUUGCAGGACCGUGAGAUCUGCGACAUUUAUCUGCCGCAGCUGAACGCCAGGUGCGUGGUGAUGACCGAGCAGCUGGGCAUCAAGACGGCCCAGGAGGAAGAGCUGUUUUUCACAGACUUCAACAUCAACCCCAACAUGUACAGGUCGCUGGCUCUGCUGACGUCCAACUACCAGAAUGUGCUGCUCCUGGAGAGCGAGACGCUGCUUAUCAAGUCUCUGGACGAGUCGAUUUUCACCUCUGAGCCAUUCAACUCACACGGCCUCGUUUUGUGGCCGGACUUCUGGAAAAGAAAAACGUCUCCGUUCUGGUACAUGGCGACCGGGCUCACUGUGGACAACACUCUGGUUCGGGACUCGGUGAUUGAGCUGCCAGAAUCAAAAUACGUCAGCUCGUCCAAAGCAGAGAGCGUGUUCCCGCUGCACGACCGGCGCGGCGCCAUUCCCGACGUCUCCAACGACAGCGGCGAGUUGAUGAUCAACAAGAAGACCCAUUGGAAAACCAUGCUGCUUGCUCUGUACUAUAACCUGUACGGAGAGGGCUAUUUCUACCCGCUGCUUGUCCAGGCCAGCUCCUCGGGAGAAAAAGAGACAUUUGCCGCUGCUGCCACCGCGCUCAAGCUGCCCUACUACCAGACAAGAACGGCCACAGAGGCCAACGGGUUCUGGUAUAACGGCGAGUUCCGCGGAGUGGGGAUGCUCCAGUUCGACCCAACUGUCGACUUCUAUUCGCUCACCUCGUUCAAGGAGAAGUACGAAACAAACCCCGACAAAAUCACCAACCAGGAGUUUAAAAAGUACCUCAACGACGCCCCAGAAAGAAAGUCCGCGCUCUUCUUCAAAGUCAACUACCCAAGACUGCUGCCAAUCGAGCUCAUCAGCGACAGCUUCAUUGUCAAGGAGAACGGCGACCGGAUCCGCAUGUUUGGCGAGAAUGACAACUUCGGCAACGACCUCGAGGCCACUCUCUGGAGAAUCAUGGUGGACUAUAUUUGUUACUCCGAGGUGCGCUGCUCAUACUUGGACAAACACUUUCCGCACGACCGCAAGUCGAAGGAGACCAUCAACAAGUACUGCACAGACAACUUGAAACCGCAUCUGUUGUGGCUUGCGGGCAACCACUAA